AUGUCUGAUUCCGAAGAUCCUCUUGACCAGAUUGACGAAAUUGCCGAUGACCUCUUUGGCGAUGAUGAUGACGCUAGAUCACCCGCGCCUCGUGUUCUCGACGAUGAUGACCUAGCUUCAGAUCCCGAAGACACAGACGAACGCCGACACUAUGGCGAAGACGAUACCCAAGUUCAGCAUGAAACCAAAGAAAAGCUUGUCAUGGCUGUGCAAGCGUAUCGCCAUCGAGUCCCGAAACCCAAGGACAAUAUUCUCCGUGUUAUGCGCGUCCCAAACUUCAUAAAAAUCAUGCCCGAGGAAUAUGUCUCCGAAAAGUUUCAACCUACCGAAUUCGAUACCGCCAACGCCAAGCAAGAACACCCUGCCCAUGUUGCAAGAGUGCGCCGAAACGAUAGCACAGGCCUACUUCACAGCAAUGCGAAUAUCUACCGGUGGAGCGAUGGAUCUAUAACUAUUGGCAUCGGAGGUGAACACUUUGAGGUUCAAACGAAAGCUUUGGCACCAGGUCCUGGACAGCCUUACGACGAACUCAAGGACGGGCACUAUUACGCGGCGGCUGCAGAAUUGAGCAGCAAUCUGCUCAUGACCGUUGGGCAUGUCACUGAGCAAUUCAACGUGCGGCCGAAUAAGGGUGGUGGUGACGAUGCGCUGGCCCUCCUUGCUCAGCGCAUGCAGCAGGCCAGCAAGACUGUCAACGAGGACGACAUGAUUAUCCGCACAACCAGAGAUCCGGAACUACAAAAGAAGGAGGCUGAAAUGGCAGAAAAGGAACGCAACAAGGCACAAAGACGUCGCGAAAACGCGGCCGCCAAGAUGGAUGGCCUCGGACGGUACAGCAGAGGAGGGGGCCUUUCGAUUGGCGACCUGGAGGGUGGCCGCAGGGGUGCCGGAUCAGGGCGCAAAAGAGGCCAACCUGGCUCGAAGCCCAAGCGCAGAAAUGCAGAAUAUGAUUCUGAUGAUGAUCUGCCGCAGGGCGUUAGCAGACAGGAAGACUACGACAUGGACGACGGCUUCCUUGUCGGCAGCGACGAUGAGGAGGAGGUGGAGAGUGAGGCUGACGACGACGAAGAGCUGCUGGACGACGAGGAUGAUCGUCGGCGCCGCAAGUCCAAAAAGCGCAAAACCCGUCGUUCAGAGGACGAGGACGCUUCUGGUGAUGAGGUGGUCGAAACGUCUGGGCGAGCCAGACGACGCAACGUGGUGGACGAUGAUGACGAAUGA
Cordyceps militaris CM01 is the source of this 1221-nucleotide messenger RNA. RefSeq names its product RNA polymerase-associated protein LEO1, putative. Gene Ontology annotation, cellular component: nucleus; Cdc73/Paf1 complex. NCBI's taxonomy places the organism in Eukaryota, Fungi, Ascomycota, Sordariomycetes, Hypocreales, Cordycipitaceae. Gene Ontology annotation, biological process: positive regulation of transcription elongation by RNA polymerase II; transcription elongation by RNA polymerase II. The coding region runs from base 1 to 1221 and encodes 406 amino acids. Gene Ontology annotation, molecular function: RNA polymerase II C-terminal domain phosphoserine binding. The transcript has 2 exons. The record is from RefSeq and is a predicted model, not a curated record.